AUGACUUCCACUUGGGAACCGCAAAACAACAAGACCUGCCAGAUCCUCAAAGCAGCUGAGGAUGGAGGCUAUGGAGUCGUUGCACCAAUAGCUUACAACAUCGAACACAUUCUUGCCUUUGUACGAGCCGCCGAAGCCAAGCGCAGUCCACUCAUCAUUCAAGUAUUUCCUUGGGCCAUCACGUUCUCUUCCGGGCUCCUCAUCCAUGCCGCAGCACACGCAGCGCGCAAUGCUUCAGUUCCGAUCGCGAUCCAUUUAGAUCAUGCUCAGGAUGAAGCAAUUAUUCGACAUGCGGCGGAUUCUCUCCCAUUUGACAGCAUCAUGGUUGACAUGAGCCACUAUGAGAUGGAGGAGAAUCUGGCCAAGACUAAAGAGUUAGUGGAGUACUGCCAUGCUCGUGGAAUUGCUACGGAGGCUGAACCGGGGAGAAUUGAAGGGGGAGAGGAUGGGAUUGCGGAUACAGCUGAUCUGGAGGGAGCUCUGACCACCUCAGAGCAGGUGGAGGAUUUCAUCGCGACGGGUAUCGAUUUCCUUGCUCCUGCAUUUGGCAACGUCCAUGGAGAGUAUGGCAAAAGAGGUCCUGUUCUCGAGUUUGAUCGGCUGGAGAUGAUACGGUCCAGAGUCAACGGACGCGUGAGAGUUGUCCUCCAUGGGACCAACGACUUUCCUGAAGAUAUUAUGAAGGCCUGUAUCAAGGGCGGUGUUUCCAAGGUCAACGUGAACAAGCUUGUCUUGGACGAUUACCUUAUUCACAUCCAGGAGCAAGCAUCGAAAAUCAACUUGACGACAUUGAUGGAAGAGGGCGUGGAGAAAGCCCAGAAACUAACAGAAUGGCAAAUGGAUGUCUGCGGUUCUUCAGGGAAGGCUUAG
Fusarium fujikuroi IMI 58289 is the source of this 870-nucleotide messenger RNA. Its product is annotated as related to fructose-bisphosphate aldolase. The transcript is spliced from 2 exons. Gene Ontology annotation, biological process: carbohydrate metabolic process. Gene Ontology annotation, molecular function: aldehyde-lyase activity; zinc ion binding. The coding region runs from base 1 to 870 and encodes 289 amino acids. Lineage: Eukaryota; Fungi; Ascomycota; Sordariomycetes; Hypocreales; Nectriaceae. The record is from RefSeq and is a predicted model, not a curated record.